CACCACAAAUUUGGAGAUUAGUUUGUUUGUUAUACACGCUUCUUCUCUUUCAUUCAAAAGCUUUUAUUCAUCUCCUUUGAUCUCAAGCUUCACAGGUCGUUAUUUGAUUUCUGAAUGAUGGCAACGAAGUCUAGUACAGGGAAAACGAAACCUGACAACCAAAACCUCACCAGGUCAAGAUCUCUUGGCAGAAAGCCAAAGCCUGAAGCGAACGCAGAUGGGUCUGGUCGGAAACCAGUUGAGAAGUCUUUACCCAAUUACCUGAAACCAACAAUAAGCUCAAGACCAGACCCGGUCAAGUUCUCGAAGAAGAACAACGCUGUAGAAGACAAGCUUCUUCGUAGACGAUCCUUUGAUCGUCCUCCUUCACCAUCCCAGAAAUUUCUCAAUACCUCUCCUCUUGUACGCCCACGAGAUAGACCCGUUGUUCCAAGAGAGAAGUCUGUCACUGGUCUGCGCUCUGCAUCUUUCCACGGAAGCGGAAGCAGCAGAGGUGGUCUCAGAGGAAGCAGUUUGGUGGCGUCGAGAGGAUCUCCGGGGGUAAAGAAGAGUGGUUUAAGCGGUGCUAGUUCUUCCAAGAGCAAAAAGGAAGGUUCUGAGAAUGUUCCAAAGAAAUCUUCUCCUGUUGCGCCUCCUCUCGAGAAUGAAGAGGAGAUUAUCAAGGUUGAGACCCAUGUACAAGUUUCUGAUCACAGAGAAGAAGGUAAAGCACAGGUUGCACAACUCGAUGAAUCUGAGGAAGAGAAGAUCCAUCCAAUGGAUGUCUCCACAGAAGAGGAUAAAACGGAAGAGCAUAAAGAACCAGAGAACAACAGUGAAGACAAGGAAGACGUUGAAAAGAAGGUUGAUGAUGAUGAGGAGAAUAAGAAGACAGUUGUUACUCAAGAUAUGAAAGAAGCUGCGGAUAUCGAAGAAACUAAGGAAGAGGAAGAAGCAGAAGUAAAAGAAGGAACAACAGAAACAAAGGCUCAAGUACCAGAGGAAGUAACAACGAAGGAAGUGGUGCAAGGGAAGAAGGAAUCUCCAACAGCCUACAACGAUGUAAUAGCAAGUAAGUUGCAAGAGAGCUCUAGAAAGAACAAGGUCUUGGCUCUUGCUGGAGCCUUUCAAACCGUUAUUGACUAUGAAACUGCUGCUUCUAAGUGAUACAUUACAGACAAACACUGCGUCUUGUUAGCUUUCCUAUGUCAGUGCUUUCAUCGUUUUUCCUGUUUUAUUGGAUAAAUGACUCA
Molecule: messenger RNA, 1232 nt
Organism: Brassica napus (rape)
Lineage: Eukaryota; Viridiplantae; Streptophyta; Magnoliopsida; Brassicales; Brassicaceae
Product: nucleolin-like
Exons: 2
Coding region: 115-1146 (343 amino acids)
Molecular function (GO): calmodulin binding
Source: RefSeq, a predicted model, not a curated record